Molecule: messenger RNA, 1389 nt
Organism: Neoarthrinium moseri
Lineage: Eukaryota; Fungi; Ascomycota; Sordariomycetes; Amphisphaeriales; Apiosporaceae
Exons: 8
Coding region: 1-1389 (462 amino acids)
Biological process (GO): monoatomic cation transport; transmembrane transport
Cellular component (GO): membrane
Molecular function (GO): monoatomic cation transmembrane transporter activity
Source: RefSeq, a predicted model, not a curated record
AUGACACGACCCGAAUCACCAACCAAAGUUCAGCCGGCUGCAGACACUGUCGUGAACAGUGGAACGGCAGACGAUGCCAUCACACCAGUGGUAAACUCGGCGCAGGCUCAGCCGACCCAACAGUCCCAAGCAACAGAUGACGUUGAUCGGAUCUCACCAGUCGUGGAGAAGACCGACUCUGCCAGCCAGACUGUGACAGCAGCUUCUACUUCAGCCGAACUCGACCCAGCAGAUCCUCUGAACUUUGGACGCCAUCGCCGCGACAAUGUCACCCAACGUCAGAUGAAGAUCGACCAUCCCAAGGGCAACAAGAGAAAGCUCAAGAAGUUCUACACCAGGCAGAACGAGCUGAUCGACCAGUUCCUGGGCGCUGAAGAUGAGGAGCAAGUAACCCUCGAAGAGGAUAUCCGGGUUGGCCCCAAGAUUAAGUUUGCUGUCAAUGCUUCCUUCACGGUCAACUUCUUCCUGUUCGUAAUCCAGCUAUAUGCUGCCGUCUCUACGGGGUCGCUAUCGCUGUUUGCCACGGCCGCUGAUGCCUUUAUGGACCUUGUGUCGUCCUUUGUAAUGCUCGUUACCUCUCGUAUGGCUGCUAGGCCUAGCGUAUACAAGUACCCUGUGGGCCGGACAAGGAUCGAGACAAUGGGUAUCAUCCUCUUCUGUGCGUUGAUGACCACGGUGGCCAUUCAACUGAUCGUUGAAUCGGCAAGAACUCUCGGCGGUGGAGAGUCGACAGAUUCAGAGCAGCUGCACCUCAUUCCCAUCAUCUUCGUGUCCGUGGCCAUAUUUGCCAAGGGCUCCCUGAUGUUCUAUUGUCUCGCCUACCGAAAAUACCCUUCAGUCCAUGUCUUCUUCAUUGACCAUCGCAAUGAUAUUGCCGUCAACAUAUUCGGUCUUGUCAUGUCCAUUGUUGGCUCAAAAUUUGUCUGGUAUUUAGAUCCAAUCGGUGCCAUUUGCAUCGGUCUUCUUAUCCUGUUCUCAUGGGUUGCAAAUGCGUUUGACCAUGUAUGGCUUCUUGUGGGCAAGUCAGCUCCAAAGGAGUUCAUCUCAAAGCUCAUCUAUAUGUCCAUGACGCACGACUCCCAUGUUGUGAAGGUUGAUACUUGCCGCGCAUAUCACGCCGGCCAGAAGUACUACGUCGAGGUUGAUAUCAUCAUGGACGAGAACCUUCCUUUGAAGAUCUCGCAUGAUGUGAGUCAAGCACUGCAGAGAAAACUGGAGGGACUAGCCGAUGUCGAGCGAGCCUUUGUCCACGUGGACUACGAACACGAACACGACAUCUACGAGGAGCACAAGCCCUUGUACGAGAAGCAAAAGCCCCGCCGGACUCUGAAAGAAAUCCUGCUGGGAGCCAAGAAGAAGGGCGAGGCGCAGGUUGCACAGCCAGAGUAA